Molecule: messenger RNA, 599 nt
Organism: Danio rerio (zebrafish)
Lineage: Eukaryota; Metazoa; Chordata; Actinopteri; Cypriniformes; Danionidae
Gene: g0s2
Product: G0/G1 switch 2
Source: RefSeq, marked provisional
AAGCAAAAGGGGCAAAAGUUGCAUCUGCUUUCCAGCCUCAUUAAUAUUCAUGAGGUGUGGGCGGAGUCAGAAGAUCGCCAGCUUUAAAAAAGCAGAGUCUGAAUGUUCGACACCCACAGAAACUCUGAGGAUAACCACCGACAAACAAGGAAUUAUCAUCCGAGCGGGUUCUUUAACCUUCGACAAACAAAACUCCAGAAUGGACACCAUGCAUGAGCUCAUCCCUUUCGCCAAGGAAAUGCUGAGCGCUGGUCCCUCAAAAGGCUCUCUGAAGAUCUACCUGGUGGGCGGCACAUUUGCGGUCCUGGGAAUGGUGAGCGGAGUGGUCCAGGUGGCAUCUUCCCUCUUCCCGGACCACGAGGAACCAGACUUUGACAUGCUGAAGGUGCGGGAGGUCCUGCCAGUAAAGCAGCAGGUCCAGGAACCGCAGACCAGCAUUCCUGAAGAUGAAGAAAUGGAUGCGGUGAUGGAGGCAAAAGCCAAGGAGCUUCCCUCAAACAGACAGCGGAGGAUGAGCUUCAGAGCUCACGCGUCAUAAAGCUCAUGCAUUUAUGAAGGAAGUUGAACCGGAAUGGAGGUCUGCUUGUGCACUGACUGGU